AUGCGCCCAGCUACUCCCACCAAAGAAGAUAGCCUCGCUCAUCGCGAAAAGCCUGACACUACAAAUGCUUCUGCUGCUGUGAGACCCGGUACUCCUCGAUCCGGCACUCCGAAAGCUGGUACCCCCCGAACUGGCACUUUCAGCACACCAAAGACUACUCCCGGUGCGAAGAAAGUCGUUACCGAAGACGCCCCAGCUGAAGGCCACCCUGCGGAACGCGGCGAGCCCCAACAGGACGGUGAUAAGGCGCAGCCCAACGGAGAUGCAAGCGGACGAGUCGAUCCCGGCUAUAAGGAAGACGUGGAGAUCGACUCCUUCAUCGAUCACCGCGUCGACGAGGCUAAUUCCACCGUCGACAUCCGGGUUCUGUGGGAAGGCGGAGAAACCACAUGGGAGACAGAAUGGAGUCUACAAGAACAGGUCCCUGCACUCGUCUUCCAGUACUGGGACAAGGUCGGCGGUCGCGAUGCUGCCACCAAACUAGAAGUCUACCAUGUCUUCAAGAUUCUCAGACGCGACACCAGUACCCGAGCCAAGAGGUAUGAAGUGCAAUGGGUCGGUUACAAGCGCGCAGAUUCGACCGUCGAGAAGGAGGAGUUCCUGCGCAGCAUCGCCCCGGCUGAGCUGGAGAAGUUCCAGGCCAAAGAGUUGGUCAGCGGCGCUUCCAACGAUAAGCGCAGAGGCGCUGCCCGUGGUCCUGGUCGACCUCGCAAGAAGGCCCGUGUUGAUGAGGAUUAG
This is a messenger RNA of Fusarium venenatum, 738 nucleotides long. RefSeq lists its product as uncharacterized. The record is from RefSeq and is a predicted model, not a curated record. Lineage: Eukaryota; Fungi; Ascomycota; Sordariomycetes; Hypocreales; Nectriaceae.